Prosopis cineraria is the source of this 2721-nucleotide messenger RNA. Its product is annotated as putative lysine-specific demethylase JMJ16. Gene Ontology annotation, molecular function: histone H3K4me/H3K4me2/H3K4me3 demethylase activity. The coding region runs from base 86 to 2404 and encodes 772 amino acids. The transcript has 9 exons. Lineage: Eukaryota; Viridiplantae; Streptophyta; Magnoliopsida; Fabales; Fabaceae. The record is from RefSeq and is a predicted model, not a curated record. Gene Ontology annotation, cellular component: nucleus. Gene Ontology annotation, biological process: chromatin remodeling.
UGACGGUGGCGUGGGUGUGACGGCUGCGGCAAUAGAUCCAAAUCUGGUUGCAAAGACUGAUAAAUCUGAAUGUGAUCCAAUCUGCAUGGAGAGUAUAUUGAAGCUAAAUGAUGCUGCUGCAUAUAGGGCUAUUCUUAAGCAUCGUCCAUGGAUACUUUUCGAUCAUAGCAACCGUGACCCUGAGAAAUCCAACACAGAGGAUUUCCCUCAGGGUUUUUCUUCACACGCUUUUCGUCCAAAAGGGGUUUCUCUUGGUUGUCCAGAUUGUAAUGAUUGUCUGAAGGUAACUGCAAGGUGGUGCCCUGAGGAUGCAAGAAGAGAUGUCCUUGAUGAAGUUCAAAUGUUCCACCCAACAGAAGAGGAAUUUAAAGACACACUUGAAUAUAUUGCAAGCAUACGUUCCAAAGCAGAGCCUUACGGAAUCUGUCGUAUUGUUCCUCCUCCUUCUUGGCAACCACCAUGUCUUCCUGAUGAAAAAAACAUAUGGGAAAACUCUAAAUUUUCUACUAAGAUUCAGCGGAUUGAUGGACUCCAAGUUCAGUGCCAGCAAGAAGUUAUUGACAACCCUUACAAAAAUGUAGAGACCAAGACCAGAAGAGAGCCGGGAGAAGCUUUGGACUCUCAACCUGGUAAUGAAAACCCCCAUGAUGUUAAAGACUUAGAGUCUCAACCUGGCCCUACCUUCAGUCUCAGUACAUUUAAGAAAUUUGCUGAUGAUUUCAAGGCCAAGUACUUCCACCGUGACAAUAAUGUCAUGGGUUCUGAUGAAAAGUGGGAGCCAUCUGUGGAAAAUGUUGAGGGAGAGUAUGGACGAAUUACUCAAAAUCCAACUGAUGAAAUUGAGGUGGUUUUUGGUAAUGACUUGGGGACUGGAGUUUUAAGCAGUGGAUUUCCAAUGGUGUCUGAUUCUGUGGAGUCGUUAAAUCAUCCUGAAUGUAUGAGAUCUGGAUGGAAUUUAAAUAAUAUGCUUACACAAGCUGGUUCUCUCCUUUCAUUUGAAAGCUCCGAGGUUUCUAGCAAAUUUGCCCCUCAGGUUCACGUUGGAAUGUGCUUUUCUUCAUUCAAUUGGAAAGUGGAAGAGCACCAGUUGUACUCGUUGUGUUACAUGCAUGUGGGAGAGCCUAGAGUUUGGUAUAGCAUUCCGGGAAGAUUUGCUGCUGACUUUGAAACAGUGAGGAAGAAGCAUCUCCCAAUUUUGUUUGCAGAAGAGUCUGAUUUGCUUGACAAUUUGCAGAUGCAGUUAUCCUCCGCCAUAUUGAAGUCAGAGGGUGUACCAGUAUAUCGCUGUGUCCAGUAUCCCCGGGAGUUUGUUCUUGUCUUCCCAGGAGCAUACCAUUCCGGAUUUGAUUGUGGUUUCAAUUUUUCUGAAUCAGUCAGUUUUGCUCCUCUUGAUUGGCUGCUUCAUGGACAGAAAGUUGUAGAGUUAUAUUGUGAACAAAGGCGAAGGACAUCAAUCUCAUACGAUAAGCUGUUGCUUGGGGCAGCAAGGAAAGCUGUUAGGGCACAAUUUGAGAUUGGACUCUGCGGGAUGGGUACCCCAGAUAAUUUAUACUGGAAAGAUGCAUGUGGAAGGGAUGGGAUAUUAACAAAAGCUUUUGAUUUACGGAGAAAGAGUGAAAGUUCAAAGAGGGAAUUUCUUUGCGCUUCUCUGAAGUCACGGAGAAUGGAAAAAGAUUUCGAUGUCACUUGCAAAAGAGAAUGUUGUGUAUGUCUCCGUGACUUGCACUUAUCUGCCAUAGGUUGUCCAUGUUCGACCAACAAAUUUGCAUGUCUUAAUCAUGGAAAGCAGCUGUGUUUUUGCCCUUGGAGUGACAAAUUUAUCCUCUGGCGAUAUGAAAUCAGUGAGUUGAAUACCCUUUGUCUUGCUUUGGAGGGAAAAGCAAGUGUUAUCCACAAAUGGGCUAAAGUCGAUCUUGGAUUAACUGUGCACUCUGUCGCCUCCAAAGCAUCGAAACAGAACCCAGGAAAUGCAAGUGCUUCAUCGUCUACUGCCUUAGCAAGAGUGGCAUUUUUGAAUUCACUGAAACGUAAAAGACAUGCAGUCGAGCCCAAAGGUUCGGGCACUGAUGGUAUCUCUACCAGCAUUGAGGCAAAAUUGAAGCCACCGUUACCUGACUCAACAUGUGUAGGUAAAUCGAUGGCAAAACAGAAAAAGGUAGGUCACCAAUCUACAGCAAGACACAAGAGUGGGGUCAAUUCUGCUCCUGCCAUUAAACCUGAUCUCAAGUCGCGCAAGGUUCAGUCAUCAGUUCCAAACUUGGCUGAAAAUGACCCAAAAGUAUCUAGGGAUUUUCUAGGUCUUAGUUUAACGUCAGGUUAUGUGUCACUUCUUCCGGAAAUCAGGUCAUUUGAUGUUUCUUCAGAUAGUUCAGCUUCAUCAUCAGGAUCCGAUGAUGACACUUGACUUGCUGAUAGUUAAAAAAAAAAAAAAAAUCGUGGAGCAGUGCUGAAAGGGUUUAUCCCCAUAAAAGAAUCAUCCAUACAGUGAGUGAUUCGGAUGUUUAGUUGUGUUAGUGCAGUACUGGAUGUGCGAAUGGUGCAUCCAUUCAUGGUUUAGACUUUGAGCUGCAUUUCGGGGCUUCAUGUUAAUCAUGCUCAAGUUUUAAUUCUACCACAAUCACAUUAUUGUAAAGCUUGUAACCCCUCUCGACUUUUGAUUAGACCGCAAUUAGAAAUAGGAAAAUUUAACCUGUUGUGAUUUUCCUACCUUUUCUGCUUUCA